AUGGGAAAGGGAAAAAAUAAGCAGCCAGUGGAGAAGGAGGAGAUGAAAAGUGAGGAAAAAAAGGAAGAGAAAAAUACAGGAAAUUCCAAUAAAGAAAUUGUGUUGAAAGUGUUCAUGCAUUGUGAAGGAUGCUGUCAAAAAGUUUCUAGAUGCUUGAAAAGACUUGAUGGAGUGGAAGAUGUUGUGAUAGAUAGUGCAAAUCGCAAGGUGGUUGUGAAGGGGAAAAAUGCAGAUCCACUAAAAGCCCUACAAACACUUCAGAAGAAAUACAGUAGAAAUGUUGAGCUUAUCUCUCCCAAACUAAAACCAGAGGAUAAAAAUAAGAAAAAAGAACCAGAAAAGAAGCAAGAGGUUCAAGUGAAGGUUGUAGUGCUCAAAAUGUACAUGCAUUGUGAAGGUUGUGCAAAUGAUAUGAAGAAAUGUAUAGAGAGAAUGAAAGGAAUUCUAAAUGUGGAAACAAAUAAGGAAACGUCAAGAGUGAUUGUGAAAGGCGCAUUCGAUCCACUGAAGCUUGUUGAAUCCAUUAAGAAGCGACUGAGGAAGCAUGUGGAGAUUGUGAAGCAAGAACAAGGAGAGAAAGUAGGAUCACAAGGCAAGGGCAAUGACAAUAAAAAAGGCACAGAAGGGGGAAUUAAUGUUUUCUAUUAUCCUCCGCAAUACUCAGCUCAACAUAUUUGUCCUAAUCAAAUGUUUAGUGAUGAAAAUGUUUAUUCAUGUUCAAUCAUGUAA
This is a messenger RNA of Quercus robur (English oak), 729 nucleotides long. Its product is annotated as heavy metal-associated isoprenylated plant protein 8-like. Bases 1 to 729 code for a protein of 242 amino acids. Lineage: Eukaryota; Viridiplantae; Streptophyta; Magnoliopsida; Fagales; Fagaceae. The transcript is spliced from 5 exons. Gene Ontology annotation, molecular function: metal ion binding. The record is from RefSeq and is a predicted model, not a curated record.